Messenger RNA from Penaeus monodon (black tiger shrimp), 1123 nucleotides. RefSeq names its product ankyrin repeat and SOCS box protein 15-like. Lineage: Eukaryota; Metazoa; Arthropoda; Malacostraca; Decapoda; Penaeidae. The record is from RefSeq and is a predicted model, not a curated record. Gene Ontology annotation, molecular function: protein binding.
GGAUUAUGCAGCGCCAGCACCAGCACUCUGCAUUGCCUGUCAAGGGAGACUCCGAAAACUUGAAGCCAUACAGAAUGAAGCUAUGUGAAUAACCCUCGGGUGUCAGAAGAAUCCUAGAAUAGAUAUGAUGAGAGCAGGGACAAGAUUGCAAAGCACUGUGCAGAAAGUGAACGAGAUCAACGCAAUCGCGGCCACCAGGUUAAUGACUGGGAACCUCUUGUCUUCUCGAAAAUUGUCAAACAAGAGGAAGAAAAAUAUGGACUUCACAGAGGCCUAUGAUGAUACAAGCUCCUCUGUUGGUCUAGCUGCCCGUCUUGGUGAUACUCAACUGCUUCAAGAACUCCUGAAAAAAGGUUAUGCAGCUAAUGGACAUGACAACCGAGGCUGGCAACCUCUUCAUGAAGCUGCAUAUAAUGGGCAUGCUGAAUGUGUUUCCCUUCUGACAGGAUCAGAAAAUGUUGAAGUAGAUGCUCUGACACAUGAAGGAACAACACCAUUACAGCUGGCAUGCUGCCAAGGAACACGUCAUACAGUGGUUGUUAAACUUCUAAUCAAAGCUGGAGCAGAUCCCAACAUGAUGAAGGGUGAUGAUUGGGUGUUACCACUGCCCAAAGCUAUAACCAGUAAAAAUAUUGAUAUCGUGAAGGAACUUCUAGAUGCUGGCGCUAAUGUUAAUCGUGAAGAUCAUCACUCAGGGCUGCCUCUUCAUGUUGCCACUGAUCAGGUACAGAGUGAUAGCUUAUUCUGCUGCCCUCCACAAAAUGCGAUGUUGAGCUAUCUGGCUCCUGAGUCACCACCGGACUCUGAGGUCGAAGAGGACUCUUAUGUUGAAGAGGUUAAUGCAGAGGAAGAGGAUAGUACCAGUAAUGAGAAUGAACGGGAAAGUGAUGAUGGGUCUGAGGGGAACAGUGAUGACACAGAGAUGAAAAGCCUGAAAGAUGAGAGUAUGGAACAUGGACAAGACCUAGAAGACAGUUACUGUAAUGAUGAAAAAGAGACAGGUAAUGAUGGUCAUGCCACUGUGGAAGAGGAGUCCAGUGGUGGCAAGAAAGAGCCUUGUGAGGCUACUGGUAAGAACAGCUUUCAGUCUUAAUAACCAGAAAUGAAAGUAUACUGAGAUUAU